CAUCUUGGGCAGCCUGUCUUUCCCAUGAUGCCUUGCAGGUCCACGCGUUUCGUCACGCACUAAACAAGGAAUCCAAGAUGGCAAUGCAAAGUCAGAGAAAGGCGAAUGUUCGCCUGCCUCCAGAAGUCAAUAGAAUACUAUAUAUAAGAAAUCUUCCAUACAAAAUAACAGCCGAAGAGAUGUAUGAUAUAUUUGGAAAAUAUGGAGCGAUCAGACAGAUAAGGCUUGGUAACGCCCCAGACACAAGAGGAACAGCAUUUGUAGUAUACGAAGACAUCUUUGACGCCAAAAAUGCCUGUGAUCAUUUGUCAGGGUUUAAUGUGUGCGGCAGAUACCUUGUUGUUCUAUAUUAUCAAUCAAAUAAGGCAUUCCAAAAAUUAGACAAAGAGAAGAAAAAGCAGGAAUUAGAAAAGAUGAAGGAGAAAUAUGGUAUCAAUCAAGACAAGUAGCAACCCCAUCUACAACUGUACAUAUAUACCAUUCUUUUAUGCUGUAAAAUAGAACAGAAAUAAAAAGAACUCAAAGCUAA
Nematostella vectensis (starlet sea anemone) is the source of this 529-nucleotide messenger RNA. Its product is annotated as splicing factor 3B subunit 6. The record is from RefSeq and is a predicted model, not a curated record. The transcript has 5 exons. Gene Ontology annotation, cellular component: U2 snRNP; precatalytic spliceosome; catalytic step 2 spliceosome. Bases 78 to 449 code for a protein of 123 amino acids. Lineage: Eukaryota; Metazoa; Cnidaria; Anthozoa; Actiniaria; Edwardsiidae. Gene Ontology annotation, molecular function: RNA binding. Gene Ontology annotation, biological process: mRNA splicing, via spliceosome.